This is a messenger RNA of Suhomyces tanzawaensis NRRL Y-17324, 1596 nucleotides long. RefSeq names its product Uga4p (gene UGA4). Gene Ontology annotation, molecular function: transmembrane transporter activity. The transcript has a single exon. Gene Ontology annotation, biological process: transmembrane transport. NCBI's taxonomy places the organism in Eukaryota, Fungi, Ascomycota, Pichiomycetes, Serinales, Debaryomycetaceae. The record is from RefSeq and is a predicted model, not a curated record. Gene Ontology annotation, cellular component: membrane. The annotation marks the transcript as partial.
AUGACUCUCAGCCCGGUGCUCUCUCGAGAACAAAUCAUCGAGCAAGUCACCUCCAACAAGCUGUACUUCAAUAAUGCGUUCAACGUGGAGGAGCCCCAAAUCAACGCCCUUUUGGCCCACGAUGACGAAGAGCUUUUGGCCCAGAUCGGGUACAAACCGGAGUUGAAGCGUCGGUUCUCCAAGAUCCAGGCCUUUGGCGUGGCGUUCUCGAUCAUGGGCUUGUUGCCCAGUAUUGCGUCCAUUUUUGCCCAGGGGAUCAUAGCAGGCCCUGCAGGGUUAUUGUGGGGUUGGGUAAUCAGCAGUGCCUUGAUCUUUUGCAUUGGUAUAUCCAUGUCUGAAAACGGGUCUUCGCAGCCUACCUCCGGAGGCUUGUACUACUGGACCAACUACUAUGCACCACCCAGAGCAAAGACCUUGCUCUCGUUCUUGAUCGGAAACACCAACUCCAUUGCGCUCAUUGGAGGAUUAUGUUCGGUCGACUACGGAUUUGCACAGGAGCUAUUGGCUGCAGUGGUGGUUGCAAAAGAUGGUGAUUUUGACAUCACUCCCGCGAAACUCUACGGGAUUUUUGCAGCUUGCGUGUUCAGCCAUAUCAUCAUCACCUGUCUCUCCUCGAGAAACUGUGCUUAUCUACAGACCACGUCGAUCUACGUCAAUCUUGCCUUGAUCGUAUUGUUCUUGAUUGCCUUGCCCAUCGGAGCCAGUGGCAAUUUUAGGUCUGGAAAGUUUGUAUUCACCGAGUUCGAUAGUAUCUCCGAGUGGCCUGUUGGCUGGACCCAGUUGAGUGCCGCUUGGUUGCCUGCAAUUUGGACCAUUGGAGCGUUUGACUCGGUGAUCCACGUCAGCGAGGAGGUCAAGUCGGCCGAAGGAACGAUUCCGUUUGGGAUUUUGGGCUCCAUUGGUAUGUGCUGGGGCCUCGGAACCAUCAUCAUAAUCAUGACAUUAUUCUGCAUGCAAACCAACGAUAUCGAAAAUCACUAUUUGCAGACCAAAUUCGGCUUUCCCAUGGCCCAAAUAAUUUUUGAUUGUCUCGGAAAGAAAUGGACCAUUGCCUUUAUGGCACUCAUGGCAUUUGCCCAGUUUCUCAUGGGGGCCUCCAUUUUGACCGCCAUUUCUCGUCAGAUUUGGGCCUUUGCCAGAGACAACGGACUUCCAUUCUCCAGAUACAUCAAGAAGGUGAACAAGAAGCUUUCGGUGCCCAUCAAUGCAGUGUGGUUUGGCGGAAUCGUGGCCAUUAUUAUCGGAUUGUUGGUGUUGAUCGGAAGCGUGGCUGCGAAUGCAUUGUUCACUUUGUACAUCGCAGGAAACUACGUGGCCUGGGGAACCCCUACGUUCUUGAGAUUAACUUACGGAAAGCACAAAUUCAAGCCAGGAAAGUUUUAUUUGGGACCGGUCUGGAGUCCCAUUAUUGGGUGGAUCUCCACCAUUUUUAUUGUGUUCACAUUUUUCAUGGUGCUCUUUCCAGCCACCAAGAAUGUCGAUUCAGGCAAUAUGAAUUACACCUGUGUCAUAACACCCAGUGUGUGGAUCUUGUCUUUAAUAUACUACUACGUCUAUGCUCAUAAGGUCUAUCAUGGGCCAUGCAAGACAGUCGAA